CAAUCAGACUUACAGUUCAGUCUGAUAAACUUCCCCGUCAGGUGCCAAACAGCAGUCUCUCAGACUGGCAAAUACAGACAUGUUCAGGCUGCUGCUCCUGCUGUUUUUAACAUGGAUGAGCUCAGCGCUGGUCAGCAUACCUCUUAGACGGACGCGUUCAAUUCGUACUCGAUUGCGAGCUGAUGGCCUGCUGAACGAGUUCCUGAAGGAUCACGCCCCUGACAUGAUUAACCGCCGCUACGCUCAGUGCAUCCCGUCCAGCACGCCAUCACUGAGGCUCGGACGCACCAGCGAGAGGAUCUACAACUUCAUGGAUGCUCAGUUUUAUGGUGAGAUCAGUUUGGGGACUCCAGAGCAGAACUUUUCUGUGAUUUUUGACACCGGAUCAGCUGAUCUCUGGGUGCCAUCAACCUACUGCAUCAGCGAGGCCUGCGCGCUCCACAGGCGUUUCAAGGCAUUUAAAUCAGCUUCGUUCAGGCAUGAUGGUCGGAGAUUUGGGAUUUACUACGGAUCAGGUCACCUGCUUGGAACUAUGGCCAAAGACACACUGAAGAUUGGUGGUCUAACCAUCCUGAACCAAGAGUUUGGGGAGUCCGUUUACGAACCUAGUGAAUCAUUCCUGACGGCGAAGUUUGACGGUGUUCUGGGAAUGAGUUACCAAUCCCUUGCAGAGAUUCUGGGCACCAAUGUUUUUGACAACAUGAUUGCACAGAAGCUAGUGGACCAGCCAGUGUUCUCCUUUUACCUGAGCAGAAAAAGUAGCCGUACCAAGCCAGCAGGGGAACUGUUGUUAGGCGGAACAAACGAAGCGCUGUAUAUUGGACCAAUCAACUGGCAUCCUGUCACUGCCAAGGGGUAUUGGCAGAUCAAGAUGGACAGUGUGGCAGUACAAGGUGUGAACUUGUUUUGUCCAAGUGGAUGUCAGGCGAUUGUUGAUACUGGAACUUCCCUCAUUGCUGGACCAACCAAUGACAUUCUGAGGCUCCAACAGCUGAUUGGAGCAACACCCUCAAACUUGGGAGAGUUUGUUAUCGACUGUGCCAGGUUGUCCAGUUUGCCUCAGGUGACUUUUGUCCUGAAUGGAACAGAGUACACACUAACAAGCGAACAGUACAUCAGGAAGGAGACACUUGGCAAGAAUGAGUUCUGUUUCAGCGGUUUCCAGGCUGUGGAGAUUUUUUCCAGCACAGACCCUCAGUGGAUUCUGGGAGAUGUAUUUCUGACAGAGUACUACUCCAUCUUCGAUAAAGGAUAUGACCGGGUUGGCUUAGCACGUGCCAGACACCCUCCUGAACCAUAACUUACUGGCAAACUCAACAAUCAAUAAAUACUGCACAAUCAAAAAGCA
Messenger RNA from Oreochromis niloticus (Nile tilapia), 1348 nucleotides. RefSeq names its product nothepsin (gene nots). The transcript is spliced from 9 exons. The record is from RefSeq and is a predicted model, not a curated record. Gene Ontology annotation, molecular function: aspartic-type endopeptidase activity. Gene Ontology annotation, biological process: proteolysis. The coding region runs from base 80 to 1300 and encodes 406 amino acids. Lineage: Eukaryota; Metazoa; Chordata; Actinopteri; Cichliformes; Cichlidae.